UGGUACGGUGCGCCUGGCUUGCACUCCUCUAUUGCGCCGCGCUUCGCGUUUUUCUAGCAGACGCUAGACACGCGCAUAAAAGUUAAAAUAUUCAGGCAGCCAAUCAAAUCAAGCAAGAAUGGGUUUUACUACUUUAACACUUUCUUCCUGUUGCUUGAGCAGCCAGGUGAAUCUCUCUGGAGGACGGACUCCGGCAGGUUCUGCAGGAGAUGGAAGCUCUUUAUGAACAGAACCAGACUGACGUUAACGAGGCGAAGGCUGAAGGUCGAGCUGAGUUGAUUCCCUCCAUUAAACUGCGUCACUGCUGCCUGCUGAGGAACCAGCGCUGCCUCACCGCCUACCUCUACGACCGCCUGCUGAGGAUCCGAGCUCUGCGCUGGGAGUACGGCAGCGUGCUGCCCGCUAACGUCCGCUUCCACAUGUGUGCAGAGGAGGUGCAGUGGUUCAGUCAGUAUAAAAAGUCUCUGGCGUCCUUCAUGCGUUCUCUGGGGGGCGGCGAGGGUCUGGACAUCACUCAGGACAUGAAGCCUCCGAAGAGUCUUUACAUCGAGGUGAGGUGUUUAAAGGACCACGGCGAGUUUGAGAUCGAUGAUGGAACCGUGAUCCUGCUGAAGAAGAACAGUCAGCACUUCCUGCCGCGGUGGAAAUGUGAGCAGCUGAUUCGUCAGGGCGUCUUGGAGCACGUCAUGUCCUGAUGUCGUCGGAGGAGGGAUUCAUCUGAUCAGUCGGGCAAAAUGUUUGAUUUGAACAGCAGACGAAUAUUUAAAAUGACAGACGUGUCAUGAGGUCAUUAUUCCCGAUGUCCCUGAACACAACAAACAGUUCUGAUAAAUAAAAUAUUUCUUUUUCUAAAUGUUCUGGCUCCAUUUCAGUCAGUCGAUAAAGUUUUUCUUCACGAGUCUGUAGGCGAAGAGCUGAACACCUGCCUGUAAACUUUAUUCACUUCAGAACAAAUUAAAUACUUUUCCAAAA
Siniperca chuatsi (mandarin fish) is the source of this 972-nucleotide messenger RNA. RefSeq names its product GINS complex subunit 1 (Psf1 homolog) (gene gins1). The record is from RefSeq and is a predicted model, not a curated record. Gene Ontology annotation, cellular component: GINS complex. The transcript has 7 exons. Bases 210 to 695 code for a protein of 161 amino acids. Lineage: Eukaryota; Metazoa; Chordata; Actinopteri; Centrarchiformes; Sinipercidae. Gene Ontology annotation, biological process: DNA replication; DNA strand elongation involved in mitotic DNA replication.